UCGCCAGUUGUACAAACAGGAAGUAGAGAAAUAGCGAACAGCGGUGUGAAUUUUGUCAAGAUUUGCGUUUCAUAGACACGAAUAAAACUGCUAUGGAGCACGAGGUAGAAAAGCUGAAGCAACAGUUGUUGGCGAAAGACAACGAAAUAGCCGUCUUAAAGGAAAAGCUUGCAUUGCAAAAGGACUCCCGGUGCACUUCUUCAGCAGCUGGUUUACAAGAAGUAGUCACAGAGCUGAGCCGUUUGGAGGAAAGGACAGCCCUUUCCAAUGAAGAAAUCAUGAGGUACAGCAGACAGCUGCUCCUGCCGGAGCUCGGAGUCAAAGGUCAGUUAACCCUUUCAAAUACGUCUGUCCUGGUUGUUGGGUGUGGAGGGCUGGGAUGCCCUUUGGCACAGUAUGUUGCAGCAGCUGGCAUUGGUCGUCUGGGGCUGCUGGAUUAUGAUGAGGUUGAGCUGAGUAACCUGCACCGGCAAGUUCUACAUGGAGAGGACAGACAAGGCCGGCCCAAAGCACAGUCCGCAGCAGAGUCACUGAAGAGGCUCAACUGUAAAGUACAGUAUGUACCUUAUAACAUGCAACUGACUCCUGAGAAUGCCCUGCAGCUCAUUCAACAGUAUGACAUUGUGGCUGACUGCUCAGACAAUGUCCCCACACGCUACCUGGUUAAUGAUGCCUGUGUUCUCAGUGGGAAACCUUUGGUUUCAGCCAGUGCUCUGAGAAUGGAGGGACAGCUCACUGUGUACAACUGCAGAGGUGGUCCGUGCUACAGAUGUCUUUACCCAAAGCCUCCUCCACCGGAGACAGUUACCAACUGCUCAGACGGAGGGGUUCUAGGUGUGGUUCCAGGAAUCAUGGGAUGCAUUCAAGCCCUGGAGGUCCUGAAGAUCGCUUCUGGAAAAGAAUCUUCCUACAGGCAGCAGAUGUUACUGUUUGACGCCCUGGAUACUCGCUUUCGUACAAUUAAGCUGAGACCCAAGCAGGCUGGCUGUGCAGUGUGUGGAGAGAAUCCAACUGUGAAAGCCCUCAUGGACUAUGAGAAGUUCUGUGGGUCUUCAGCAGCUGACAAGUGCAGGAAUUUAUGUUUGCUUCCAAAAGAGCAAAGAAUAUCUGUGCAGGAGUACAAACAGGUAUUGGAUACCCGGAUCCCUCACCUUCUCGUGGAUGUCCGUCCACCUGUAGAGGUUGACAUCUGCCAUCUGCCUUUUUCACUCAACAUUCCUCUUGCUAGUUUAGAAGGCAAGAAAGCACAACAGCUAGAACUUCUGAAAGAGAAAAUUGCUGAAGUUAAGCAACAGACAAACCAGGAAUCUGUUUUUCCAGUGUAUGUGAUCUGCAAAGUUGGAAAUGAUUCUCAGAAGGCAGUGCAGAUUUUGCAGAUGAUGUCAGGAAAGGAGCUGCAUUCUGUACUAGUAAAAGAUAUUCAGGGAGGAUUAAUGGCUUGGGCUCGCAAGAUUGACCCAACACUUCCCCAGUAUUAA
Molecule: messenger RNA, 1478 nt
Organism: Polyodon spathula (Mississippi paddlefish)
Lineage: Eukaryota; Metazoa; Chordata; Actinopteri; Acipenseriformes; Polyodontidae
Gene: mocs3
Product: molybdenum cofactor synthesis 3
Exons: 13
Coding region: 93-1478 (461 amino acids)
Biological process (GO): protein urmylation; tRNA wobble position uridine thiolation
Cellular component (GO): cytoplasm; cytosol
Molecular function (GO): thiosulfate-cyanide sulfurtransferase activity; URM1 activating enzyme activity; adenylyltransferase activity
Source: RefSeq, a predicted model, not a curated record